Molecule: messenger RNA, 1914 nt
Organism: Cyprinus carpio (common carp)
Lineage: Eukaryota; Metazoa; Chordata; Actinopteri; Cypriniformes; Cyprinidae
Biological process (GO): regulation of DNA-templated transcription
Molecular function (GO): DNA-binding transcription factor activity, RNA polymerase II-specific; RNA polymerase II cis-regulatory region sequence-specific DNA binding
Source: RefSeq, a predicted model, not a curated record
AUCAUUUCUGUUUUUGUUUAGAACCACAACUACUUAUGUUUCAUCAAGCUAUCCUCUAUUAAAGAUUCCUUCGGUUCUGAACAGAUGUUUUGUGACUUCUCACUAUCCACCAGAGCCUUCAUAUUCUAGUUUACACUAAAGGAAUAAGCAGGUGAAUAUUUAUCUGGAACAAUAAAAUCCUGAAACAGAUGGCUCCAGGAUGAAUGUUUUACUGAAAGUUCACUGGUUCACACCCAACAGUGAUUCACACCUUUAGUAAAGCUCCUCCUACAGCAAUCCAACAAUAAAUGUGAGAGACAAACAAGCAGAAAAUCACUCCAGGUAUAACAACUGAGUUCUUCAUACAGUUGUUGGAGGAGAAGAAGCUUGAAAACAUCAGAGAUCCAGAACAGAAUGGAAGUUCCAUGCAGGAAGGAAAAUGAAGAUACUGAGGAACAAAGAGAUAUGAUGGAGGUGAAUGAUGCCGAUGGGAAACAGCGGUAUAUAAAAACAAACCAAAAGGUUUCACAAAAAGAAAAUCUGAGAACAGGAGGCCAACAGUGUGGAAAUAAUCUCCAAAAACAUGGGCGCCUUGUGGAUCACAAAAGAGGUCACAGAGAAGAGAGACCAUUCACAUGUCGUCUGUGUGGUAACAGUUUCACACUUAAAGGUAGCCUUCAGGUACACAUGAGAAUUCACACCGGAGAGAAACCUUACGCUUGUGAUCAGUGUGGAAAGAGUUUCACAUGUAGCGGUCACCGUUCCAGACACGUGAGAAUUCACACUGGAGAGAAACCGUUCACAUGUCGUCUGUGUGGAAGGAGUUUUAUAUGUCACAGUGAUCUUAAGAGACACAUGAACACUCAUGAGAAUUUGCCAAGAGAUGGACAAAAAAGAGUUCACAGUGGAGAGAAGAUUUUUGCAUGUCAUCAGUGUGAAAAGAUUUAUAGAACAAAACAUGGGCUUGUACAGCACAUGAAAAAUCACGCUGAGGAGAAACCUUUCAAAUGUCAUGUGUGCGAGAAGAGUUACGGAAUAAAAAGACAUUAUGAACACCACAUGAAAACUCACACUGGAGAGAGGCCUUUCACAUGUCAUUUGUGUGGGAAUAGUUUCGUCUACAAAUCGGUCCUUACAAAGCACAUGUUUGUUCACGAUAAAGAGAAACCAUUUGCAUGCCAUCAGUGUGAAAGAAGUUUCUCAGGUGCAAGUGCACUUAAGAUUCACGUGAGAAUUCACACUGGAGAGAAACCAUUCAAGUGCCAUGAGUGUGAAAAGAGUUUCAGAUGUAAAGGUGUCCUUAAGACACACAUCAGAGGUCACGCUGGACUGAAACCUUACGCAUGUCACCUGUGUGAGAAGCGUUACGCAGGUGUAGCUCCACUUCAGACACAUAUCAGAAUUCACACUGGAGAGAAACCUUUCAUCUGUCACGAGUGUGGAAAGAGUUUCACAGAGAAAGGUGCACUCCAGGUACACAUUAGAAUUCACACCGGAGAGAAACCUUACACAUGUGAUCAGUGUGGAAAGAGCUUUACAAAUAUGAGUAACCACAAGAGACACGUGAGGAUUCACACCGGAGAGAAAUCAUUCACCUGUCAUCAGUGCAGAAAGAGUUUCAGAAAUAAAAAUGACCUUAAGACACACAUGAGACUUCACACCGGAGAGAACCGGUGCUCAAACUCUGAAGAAGAGUCAGUGGAGUGAAAAGUUUAUUUCAUCAUCACAUCUCAAAACUCUUUUUGUGGAAAUAGUUUUUUCAGAGCUGGUCUGUUUGUGCUUUGAGUGUGCUAAAACAUCCCUCCAUUGGUGAAAAUCACAUUUAAUGUGCUGCUUCUGUGUAGUGUUUUCAAUAUGCUGUAAGACAAACCAAGUGCAAAUUCAUCAGUCAACAUCAUUGCUGAACAUUUUCUCAAUAAAACUGCAUAAAGACUG